GUGACUUGAUUCGAGCAUUGUCCAAUUAUCUGCUAGCAGCAUUUAUCCAGCGCUACGACCCGUCUCGUCAUCGGCAACUUGGAGACAUGGAUGAAUACGUGUAAAAAAAUAUCAAUCUGGAAUAUUAAUUUGACGGAAAAAGAUUUCUCGUUCAUCAAAAAGCAUCGCUCGUUUUUCGAAAAAAGGGAAGAAAACACUCGUUUGGAAUUUUGCGGCUCCGUUAAAGAUUCACGCAACCCUAUUUUGAGGCGCUAAUUGCGCUUGUGUGUACUAUCAGUUGCGACUGUUCGCGUGAGCGCUUGCGUGUGAAUCUGAUUACAAAUCUGCAGAAAAAGACGGAGACCUCCACACAACGGAAACUGAGGGCAGGCUCCAGAGAGAGUCAAUUGAUUUCGCUCUCUUUCUGGAGCUCGAGGAGAUACAUUUACGAGCUUUUGCCAGCCAGGCUGUCUGUCAAACAGUCUGUCAGAGCAAUCAACUGUUGCUGCGACCGAGCGAUUAAAGGGACCCAACAUUUCAAAGGUUCUGAUGUGGUUUUGAAUUUGGCAUGGCGCGGUAAUGGGUGUGUGAUUCAAGCACCCCAGCCCUAUGGACACUCAGUUGCGUGUGACUAAAUUGUUUAGUAACAUGGAAGAAAGACUAUUGCCAAUAGUGAUGCAUUGGUUACCCUCGGGUGCUUGGUUUUGAUAUCGCAGACGACUCAUACAGAAUGACCAGUCUCUUCACGGCUCCUGGCGGUUUUGGUACGGGCUUAUUGUUUUUUUUGUUUUAAGGUUUGAAAGACUUCACAACAGACAAUAAAACAGGCACAUCGUCUUAAGAUCACCGUUGGAUUUACAGUCGCAUUUUGUGUGUGUGUUUUUUUUUUUUUUUUUGACCUUGCCCGUCUCUAAAGCAGUCCAAAUGUUGAUGAUGGAGAACAACGGAAUGGAAGCGCAUCAGGUUGAACUCGAGACGGAUUACGAGCCGCACAGCCGCCCGCGGUCCUGCACUUGGCCACUGCCGUGUCCGGACGAUUUUACAGGGGGAGAAGAGGAAAACUGCGGUCUGCCCCUGGUAUCCGUGAAAGUGGAGCCGUACAACGUGCCAGCCUGCCGGGGCGAGAGAAGUGGAGGCGCGCCGACUGAGCUGAAGCAUCCAGCCGGCGCCCCUGCCCCUAUUGCAGCUGCCCCCGCGUGCAUGUCGGGCGCCGCGCUUGAUGUGGCCGGACAGUUGCGGAAAUCCAAGUCCUCGCGACGGAACGCGUGGGGCAAUCAGUCCUACGCGGAUCUCAUCACGCGUGCUAUCGAGAGCACCCCCGAAAAGCGCCUCACGUUAUCCCAGAUUUAUGACUGGAUGGUCCGCUUUGUGCCAUAUUUCAAGGAUAAAGGGGACAGCAAUAGUUCCGCGGGCUGGAAGAACUCCAUCCGACACAACCUGUCCCUGCACACGCGAUUCAUCCGGGUCCAGAACGAGGGAACGGGCAAGAGCUCCUGGUGGAUGCUGAACCCAGAAGGUGGGAAGAUGGGUAAGGGCCCGCGGCGGCGUGCCGCCUCCAUGGACAACGGUACUCGCUACCUGAAGAGCCGAGGCCGGAUCAGCCGCAAGAGAGCUGUGGGGAUGGGCCGCGGGCCUGUGGCCGGCUCUGGCAUGCAGGGGUCACCGGAGCAUGCUAGCCCGGCCGGCAAGGCGGGCCUGGGGGUGGGCGGCGAGGAGUUCGAUGCCUGGACAGACCUGCACUCCAGGACCAGCUCGUCGGCAUCCACACUGAGCGGCUGCCUGUCACCCAUCCUGGCGGAAACGGAGCCGGAUGAGCCGGAGGAGGGUGGGCUGUCCUGCUCGGCUUCGCCCCGCCUCUACCCGAGCCCCACCAGCACCCGGUCGCCCGCCCUGGGCACGGGGGGCCACUGCCCUUCGGUGGAGCUCCCUCAACUGGCUGACCUCACAGGGGCCAUCAGCCUGGAAGAGGGCUUCUCCCAGCCGCCGCAGCUUAAAUGCAACGGCUACCAUUACGGCCCGGGUCCGAAGGGGGAGACGUCGUACUGUGGCACCGUCUAUGGUCAGCCUUCCAUGGGCAUGCUGCGCCUCCACGCCCCUAUGCAGACCAUCCAGGAAAACAAGCCAACCAGCUUCCAGCGCCCCCUGAGGGCUUACUCAGAGAACAACGCUCUGGAGAGCCUGUUAGCCGGUGGGCCGCAGUACUGCGGCAAGGACAUGGUGGUGGGACAAGGAGGGACGUCCCACGGGCUGCUGCCCCGGCCCAGUAGUGGAGUGCACUCUCACAGCCACAAUCAGAACAGCGCUCACAAUCCGAGCCAGACUGCCAUCCCCAGGCCGAGCCUGCACGGCGAACACGGGCCGGUGCACGAGCAGAACCCCAGCCAUCGCCGCAGCCACAAUGCCAGCAAGCACCACCCGAGCCUCGACUACAACCACGGUCCCAAACAUCUCCCGGGUCACGACUACGGACGAGCUCACGAGCACGGCCACAAGCUCAACCCCAGCCAGAAUCCGAACCACAUGCACGGCCACGUGCCGCACGCCACCUCCAGACAGCCGGCUCUGUCCCCUGGCGUCAACGGGGACAUGCUGCAGCCGUACAACCACAAAUCCUCCAGCCUGUAUGGCCCUCGCGCACACCUUCCCUCCACCUCACUGCCUCCCAACCCCGCCGCCGCCCUGGACGUGCCCCAGGACCCCUGCCGCCUGGCCUCCGCCCCUCAGCCGCGCCACCAGCCCUACCCGGGUGCCCACAACAACCACCAGGGCAUGACGGAGCCCUGGCACGGCUACUACCACCACCACCCGUCGCAGAGUGCCAGUUACCACGCCGGCCACCAGCCCGGCCCCCACCAGCCUCCCGGCGGCCGCCUGCAGCAGCCCGGGGUGGAGAUGGAGGUCCAUCAGAGCAGCUUGGACUGCGACGUGGAGUCCGUCCUUCUCAACGACUUCAUGGACUCUGCCGAGGGAAUGGACUAUAACUACGACGGUUCGCUGCCGCAGGGCGUCGGCAUGGGCCUCGGUCUGGGGAUGGGGAUGGGGGUGUUUGCGGGACCUCCACAGUCACAUAACGCCCAGAGCUGGGUGCCUGGCUAAAACUGUUGCGUGUGGAUGGGAGGGGGACACUCACACAGACACUCACAGGAAAACUUCACCCAUGGAGCCUUGCGAGGGGCGAGGGGGGAAGCUGAUCAGGUCCGGACCGAUCCGACCGGGAAUUCCUUCCGCCCUGGAGACAGGACGUCUCUUUAGGGCCGUCCGGUCGCUGGUGUGAUUACAGUUUGUGUCGGGACGUGGAGUUGCGUCUCUUCCUCUUUCCUCCCUCCCUCUUUUUGUGUUUCUCUGCCGUGGGUUCGUGUGAUAGCAUCCUUCUGGCCCAGCGUGCCGUCCUCGUCCUUCUCUCCGUCCUUCGGUUCGCUCUCGAUCCAUUGCUGUCAUCUCCUGGUCAAAAGCUCUCAAGCACUUUACAUCCAUCUCCAUUCGAUCAGGUGCGGUAACGGCUACCCUGCGCCGCGGUGAUUCACAGCGUCCGCCGGCCCAGGUUUAAUGUAUGCAAACGGCUCUGUUAUCCUUCCAGAACAAGAAAAAUUAGCAUUGUGGCCCCUCCUUCCCCCUUUUGUAUUCAAGUGCAGGGUAGAGAAGUAGAUGUCUGCUCUGUCCGGCGCUCACGUAUAGGUGUUGGGUGCGUGCGUCUGCGCGAGUCGAGAACGCACGUGUAUCUCAAAGAUCACGGGCGAGGGCGGGCGAGUGGGCGGCGUUUCCGUGUAGCGGGAGGGACUUCCACCUGGGGUCACUGUGCAUCGCUCGUCUUGAAGAGGCCCACCGGCCGGGCCCUCCGUCACGGGCCUGGGAGAGUCAUCAGUCAGUCCCGCUCCAUUGAUAUUCACCAUAUCCUGUUUAAUCUCUAAAGUACUGCACCAGCUAUGCAUCACCACUGCAAAUCGAAUGCGACACUCAUGCUCGGAGAGCUUUUUUUUUCUUUAGUUUUCUUUCUUUCUUUUUAAUUUUUUUUUUCGUACCCCAGACACACCAGCUUAAUGUGUUUUGGCUAAAGUGAUGAUUAAAGUCACUCUGCAGCAAGGGGGGGGGGGACUGAAGCGAGGGAAUGUGAAAAAGCAAAAGAGAGAGGGAGAGAGAAAGAGAGAGAGGCAGACAGAUGCAGAGCGAGGGAGCAAGAGAGCAGAAAUGCAAAUAUUCACCGUUCCCCCUUUCUCCCCCAUUCCGUGGAUUUAUGUAGCUUUCCUUAUAAUGAGAUAAGGAACGAUCGGAGGCUAGCGCGCUUCCUGAGCGAAGCUCUCUCCCGCGCACCUCCGGCCGACCGCACUGUGGCAGCCGCCUGUGAGCUACGAGCACUUGGAGGCAGACGCUCCGAUCUGGCUACCUUUGUGGAUUGCGUUAUCGUUAGACUAUGCAGCGUUACUUUAGAUAAUCGAAGCUGAUUUAUCAGUCCUGAAGCCUCGCUAUCCCUCAUUAACUUUGCACUAUCAAUCCUAAUUUAAAUCAGAUCUAGAAUUUAGGGAACACAACUUUUAAUGACUUAGUGUGACUCUGUGUAGUAAAAUAAUUUGGACUCGUGGGAUGAUAGCACUGCCGGAAAGUGACACUAUAUACCCAAGCCCAGUCAGACCCUCUUCAGAGAAUAGCCACAUUACACCGUCUUUAGAGUUUACACUGGUGAAUUGCACGCUAAUUAUCACAGUCAGCAGAUAGAAAAUGGGUGCUAUCUUCCUUUUGCACACAUGCUCCUAUCAUAUCAUCUUCGUGGCGUGAUUACACCGGGGGAGACAGUGGAAGUAAUUAGGUGCCCACCAAGAGUGAUGAUCUGUGUUUAUGUUCCAUUUUAGAACACGGCACAACAUCGAUUCAGUGAUGUCACAAUUCAUCCGCUCGAAUUGUGACAUCACACCGCCACGCCACAGCAUCCCGUGCUCAUCCAGUGAGACUUCCUGUUGCCGAGGUCCUGUGCGGCCACCCAGACGUAACUUACUUUUGCUUUAUUAUGGAUGUUAUGUAAUUGUGUGAUUUUCUUGUGGAAAAAAAAACAAACAAACAAACAAACAAACAAAGAAAAAAAAUCAUUGGCAGUUGUUUUUAACACGAUCCCUAUAUGCAGAUGGGUCAGUCUGGGUGGACAGAUCUCAGACGCUGGCCUCCUAAUUCACUCCAGUUCUGAUAUGAUAUGAGAAAAGUAGACAGGGAGAGAGCAGAAGAGCGAGGAGGAGGGGCUGAGUGGAGGAGACUGAUCGAUAGACUGACAGAGAGAGACGGAUUAGAAAGUGAAUGAGUUGAAAAAGAGAGCAAUAGUACGCCAGAGAGAAAAAAUGAACUGAUAGGAAGAGAGAGAGAGAGAGAGAGAGAGAGAGAGAGAGAGAGAGAGAGAGAGA
This is a messenger RNA of Electrophorus electricus (electric eel), 5363 nucleotides long. RefSeq names its product forkhead box O6 b (gene foxo6b). Gene Ontology annotation, cellular component: nucleus. NCBI's taxonomy places the organism in Eukaryota, Metazoa, Chordata, Actinopteri, Gymnotiformes, Gymnotidae. The record is from RefSeq and is a predicted model, not a curated record. Gene Ontology annotation, biological process: regulation of transcription by RNA polymerase II. Gene Ontology annotation, molecular function: RNA polymerase II cis-regulatory region sequence-specific DNA binding; DNA-binding transcription factor activity, RNA polymerase II-specific.